This is a messenger RNA of Eleginops maclovinus (Patagonian blennie), 4186 nucleotides long. RefSeq names its product metallophosphoesterase domain containing 1 (gene mpped1). The transcript has 7 exons. Bases 289 to 1224 code for a protein of 311 amino acids. Lineage: Eukaryota; Metazoa; Chordata; Actinopteri; Perciformes; Eleginopidae. Gene Ontology annotation, molecular function: hydrolase activity. The record is from RefSeq and is a predicted model, not a curated record.
CCACGGGGUUCGCAUUCAAACUGACCAGCGGGUCUGCGCGCACACCGUCCUCUCCGCAUCUACCACCGAGCAGCAGCUGAACAGAAACCGGUGCCGAGCCUGGUGAAGAAGAGGAGGAGGAGUAGGGAGGAGGUGGCGUCUCUCCUCAGUUCACUGUGACUCAGCAAGGGUUUGAACCUGUCAGCAGCCUCCAGCCUGGACUACCUGCCCACAAUCUUCAAGCCAAACUGAAUCUGCCAGCCCCACACCUCGCUGUCCUCCACCUUCUCUGCUCCGGUCCAUAGUGCCAUGGCAUUCACCCUGUCAGAGAUCAUGGCAGCGAGACGGCAGCAGUCGCAGGCUCAGUUGCAAGCCCAGCGAGGCAACAGGACAGCAGUGGAAGUGGACGAAUACAGCACCAACCCUACUCAGGCCUUCACCUUCUACAAUAUCAACCAGGGACGCUUCCAGCCGCCACAAGUCCACAUGGUGGACCCGAUGCCCCACGACUCGCCCAAGCCGCCCGGCUACACCCGCUUUGUGUGCAUCUCCGACACUCACUCCCGCACCGACAGCAUCCAGAUGCCGUACGGAGACGUUUUCAUCCACGCCGGUGACUUCACCGAGCUGGGAUUGCCCUCUGAGGUCAAGAAGUUCAACGACUGGCUAGGUACCCUGCCCUACGACAUCAAAAUAGUAAUCGCCGGAAACCACGAGUUGACUUUUGACCAGGAGUUUAUGGCCGACCUGAUCAAACAGGAUUUCUACUACUUCCCCUCUGCCUCCAAGUUGAAGCCGGAGAAUUACGAGAACGUGCAGUCGCUGCUCACCAACUGCAUCUACCUGCAGGACUCCGAGGUCGUCGUAAGGGGAUUCAAGAUCUACGGCGCCCCCUGGCAGCCCUGGUACUACGGCUGGGGCUUCAACCUGCCUCGGGGUCAAGCUCUGCUGGACAAGUGGAACCAGAUCCCCGACAACACAGACAUCCUGGUCACACACUGCCCCCCACUGGGUUUCCUCGACUGGGUCCCGAAAAAGAUGCAGCGUGUGGGCUGCAUGGAGCUGCUCAACACCGUCCAGAGGAGAGUCAAGCCCAAGUUUCAUGUGUUCGGACACAUUCAUGAAGGUUACGGCAUGAUGACUGAUGGCACCACGACGUUCAUCAACGCCUCCGCCUGCACCGUAAACUUCCUGCCCAUGAACGCACCCAUCGUCUUUGACCUUCCUAACCCCAGGACCACAUGACUAGAGGAAGCUCCCCCCAAAACACCUGCCGGCAGUGAGGAAAAGGGAGCCAAGAAAGGUAGGUGAGGACGGUGGGUAGAGCGGAUCGACUGUGUAAAUACUCGGCACAAACGGUACAACCCGAGAGGUGGAACAGACUAAACGAGGGUCCUUUCCUCACGGUAUAAAUAUUAUUUUAUGUGCUAUCAUUUUUUCAUCUCAACAUUGCUUCAAAAGCAAAUGGACAAGCAAAGAGAUGCUUUUAUAUGCGGACAAAUGGACAUUUCUCUGUCCUCUUUUAAUGCACUGACAAUCUGAAGUGGCUCUCAGAGAGACGAUGUUGAUGAGCGGGAAAUGACCCAACACUUUGUCUACAUGAGACUUUUGGUUAAGCCAUGACUCUGGGGGAUUUUACCAGAACUUUUCUCCCUUAUCACUUUAAAAAUACAUUUCCUUAUUUCUCUUUCUUCCUCCUGUGUCUUUCCUCUCCUCGCGCCCGGAGCACGAUGGAGUGUGAUUUUUUUUGCCAAUGUGUGUGUAUGUGAGAUCAAAGUGACUGUGAGGGCAGCAAGAGGUCUCUGCUAAGGGCUGUGUGAGAGUUGGGGAGUCAGACAUGUUGACACGGCUCCCCUGAGCCUCAUUACAGCCCUCAUUAGCCUCUUAACCAGCCGAGAGGAGGACGCAGAGGAAACCACACGCAGCACUUCCUUCCCCCCCCAUUUUUUUUCUCUCCAUGUAGCUGCCCUUUCACCUUUUUCAACUCUUAUUUUAAUUUGUAUUCCUGUCAAUCGUUUCUGUUUUGAAUGACUACCACAACUUUUCAGCGGCGACUGAGCCACAUACAACGCAGAGGCUACAAGCUAAAUGCUAACGCUACGUGCUAAAUGCUUACAGACAGUCAUUCUGAGCCGUAGUGGUGACCCUCCCUUGUGUUGGGAGAGAUAAAACUUUGUAUCCUUUUUCAAGAGGAAUAAAGCUGUAACUACAUGUACUGUAACUGGUCAAUGUAAAUGUUCUCUGUCAGUGUAAAGAAGAAAAAAACUUGAAGAUUUUCUAAAAGAUUUCCAGGUUGUUGCUAUACUUUAAAAACACUUGUUAAUAUUUGUGGUUGUUGCAUUUCCUUUUGUCAGUUUCUUAGUAAUGUUAAUUCUUCUUAUGGUAUUUUCUUCUCUGUAAAGCUGCUCGGCCCCAUUUGGUGAUUAACAACUCUUUCAUGUCUCUUAAAAGUUUGUCUGUGUUUUCUUUUCUGUUUUUUAAAGAAGCUUUUCUUUUCUUUUUUCCUCCAUGUCUCUUAUUUCUGAAUAAGGUCGUUCUCAGUAAGAGUCUGUAUGUGCUUAGCAUAACAAGACCAUGUCAUACUUUGAUCUUCUUGUUCUCCGACAUUAUGUAUGAACGCUCCCUGGAGCUGCAGUUCACUCCCGCAGUCACUCUCGCUCCUCAGCACAUCAGUAUUCAUUGUGCCAGCUGAUGUCUGAAUGAUUCCAAAUAGGCAAACGAGGAAAGAGCAGAUUUUCUCAGAACCAAUUUGUGUGGAUAACGGGGUAGGUGCGUGCGCUUGUUCACGUGUUUUAUUUUAAAAUUGAGGACAUUUCUGCAGAUUUUUUUAAUGGGAUGACUAAUAUUGCACAUUUGAGGCAAAAAAAGAAAAAUGGGCCAAUAAGUUUUUUUAUUUCAUCAAAAAUAAACGCUUCAGUCAAAUUCUGUCUGUUGCUAUAGCACUAACACAAAGGGACCGUUAGUUAAUAAAUGCUAAAACAAAAAGUGAAAUACAUAUAAUAGUUUUUAAAAACUGUUAUGCCAUUUGCUUCUUUUAAUUAUUCUAAUAAAACACAAACAGUGCUUUAACAAGAUCACUAAUCUUGAUAGUGUCACUACUUUUUGUUAUUGCUGUUAAGCUUCAAAUCUGCAGAUUCUUCACAUUAAUAGUCCUCUAGAAAAGUGUUUAUGGAAUUAUCGAUGGUUGGAACAAAAAACUAUCUCCGCUCAACACUUCAAUAGUUAGUAAGAAACAAACAGUUGCACCAUUUUCUCGCUUAUUUCCUCUUGGUCACUAAUUGGUUUUGGUGAAUCAGAAAAACAAGUUUCUGUUUGUUGAAUGCUGGCAGAAAAUAUCAUUAGGAUCUACGAUUUGAGGCAUGAAGUUGGGAGCCUUUAAAAAUGAUAUGCAUUAAUACUUACUGAAUGUUGCCAGUGGGAUUGUGUACAAGCACAACAUUGGGUACUGUAUGUGUGUUUGUGUGAGUGUACAAGGAGAAGAAGUGCUCAUUUAAAACACAACCUUAAUUAAUGUCUACGAAGGAAAAUCUCUCAAAAAGGGAAUAAAGGGAACAGUUGAAAACCAAAAGAUGGGAGGAGCUUUCAUCUCAGUUUCAUGAAAAGCUUUCUGUUUGGUCCCACUUCCACUUCCAGUCCUCAUUUAGAUGUCUCACUUUGAUGCUCUUCUGCUUCAGUAGCCUUGUUAUGUGUUUCCUGUUUUUUCCAAGAAAAAAAAAAAGUGCUGUACUAUUUCUUAAAUUUCUUUCUUGAGGCAUGCUUAAAGGAGUUAAUGACUUCUGCUUCUCAGACAAUCUGCAUAUGAAUAGUUUUGUUCCAAAAUGAGAUAUAUCUCUUUGAAAAAAAGGGACGCCUACACACAAAAAGGGACGCCUACACAGGCAGAAUGAUUGACAGCUAAAACUUUAAAGCGGUUUGUGGUGAUACUUUUUAAAGCAUCAUUAGUACCUUCUGUUUAGCAGCUGGAUCUUCCAUAUUCCAACUAUACCUGAUCGAACGUCCAGUGUUUUCUUUAAAUGGAUGUGUUGCAUUUUGGAAUAAAGGUGUUCAUAUGGUGUUGUGUAUUGCCAUGGUUGUUGGGGAUUUCUUUUUUAAUAAUGUACACAAGAAAAUGACCCAACCGUGGGAAAACGGUACUAUGUUGCUCCUGGAGACAACUCUAAAAAUGUAAAGUACCUCUCUUUCUUAAAACCAUAAGGAUUCUGCUGGU